Ahaetulla prasina is the source of this 8163-nucleotide messenger RNA. It is a transcript of the gene KRAS, whose product is annotated as KRAS proto-oncogene, GTPase. Bases 167 to 733 code for a protein of 188 amino acids. Gene Ontology annotation, cellular component: plasma membrane. The transcript is spliced from 5 exons. Gene Ontology annotation, molecular function: GTP binding; GDP binding; GTPase activity. Lineage: Eukaryota; Metazoa; Chordata; Lepidosauria; Squamata; Colubridae. Gene Ontology annotation, biological process: Ras protein signal transduction. The record is from RefSeq and is a predicted model, not a curated record.
AAAAAAAAAAAGGGAGAGAGAGCGAGAGCCGCGCCCUCGCCCGCUCGGCGAUCGGCAGCGGCAGCGGCGGCGGCGGGCAAGAGCCAAGCAGCGAGAUCCCGGCUCCGUCCAUUUCAAUCCCGGCGGAGCGGAGAAGAGAAGCGAGCUGCAGAGAGGCCUACAGAAGAUGACGGAAUACAAGCUUGUCGUUGUCGGGGCUGGUGGCGUGGGCAAGAGUGCAUUGACAAUUCAGCUCAUCCAGAACCAUUUUGUAGACGAAUACGAUCCUACGAUAGAGGAUUCUUACAGGAAGCAAGUGGUCAUCGAUGGCGAAACCUGCCUCUUGGAUAUUCUGGACACAGCUGGCCAGGAAGAAUACAGUGCAAUGCGUGACCAGUACAUGAGAACAGGCGAGGGGUUUUUGUGUGUAUUCGCCAUAAACAACAACAAAUCGUUUGAAGAUAUCCAUCAUUACAGGGAGCAAAUCAAGCGAGUAAAAGAUUCCGAAGACGUGCCCAUGGUACUAGUCGGCAACAAAUGUGAUUUGCCCUCCAGGACUGUAGAUACCAAGCAGGCUCAGGAUUUAGCAAGAAGUUACGGGAUCCCUUUCAUCGAAACCUCUGCAAAAACACGACAGGGUGUGGAUGAUGCUUUUUACACAUUAGUUCGGGAGAUCCGGAAGCACAAAGAGAAGAUGAGCAAAAACGGCAAAAAGAAGAAAAAGAAGUCCAAGACGAAAUGUAUAAUCAUGUAAAACAAAUUCAAAAUACUGUCAAUCCUUUAUCCGUCAAGGGUCCUUCGGUUAAACCCGACUCGUUUUUUUCUACCGUUCACACUAAAUUAUUAGAACAAAACAUUUUUAACAUCACUUUUUCCUUCCAUCGCGUUGUUUCCUGAACCUGCCAACCGUAGUUCCCCCACGGCUUAUUUUCCUCACGGUGGAACAUCCCGGAAAGCUGGUUCUUCAACUUCUCCACGCUUGUGAAACACAAACCGACAGAUCCUCCUGAAAGUUCUUCUUCCAAGUCUCUUGGCGCACGCAGAAUCUUCUAAUUGUCUUCUGGCUUGUUUUGUUUUGUUUUGCUUCCCACCCCCGCCCCCCGAAAGUUGAGACUUUUCCGCACUUUUGAGGACCAGCCUUAGAGCUACAUGAGAGGUUGGAACGUCAACUGUGGUAGCAAAUAAAUAUUGUUUUCCUUCUCUAGGGCUCAGUUUUAUGCAUGAUGUUCCUUGCUCCAGGGGUAGGAAGGAGGAACUGAUUUUCAUCUCAUCUGUGACAGCAUUUUUACCAUUCCAGGUAGACUAUAAUGUUCCACUGAAGUUUAGUGUCAGGGUUCCAAUGGAUACCCUAAUUAAAUCAUGAGCCUCGCUCGUUCCCAAAUGAAGCCAUAUCUGACUCCACGUAAUUUAUGACCCUAUUUCCCCCCCUCCCCCCAGGGUGUGUCAUCAAUCACCCCCCAGAGUGUGUCAUCAAUCACAUUCACCAACGGAGCGAUUUCGCGGGUUGUAGAGAUCACUCCCCUCCGGCCGCUGUGGGUAACCCUGGGAGACAGCCUUGAGAAAGAUAUGUCUGGAAUGUGCUUUUGUUUUUGGCUGCCGUGCUGCUUCGUCGGUUUCCCAUCCUCCUUGCGUAUGGCAAUUUGAGAUGCUUUGCGAGUCGACAUUUAGAUCACCUCAAUCCCAUUUGGUGUGUCCCCCCCCCCACAUCUUCUGAAAUUGCGUCCCUGAAAUGUGACAAGACUUUUCCAAAAGAAGAGAGUAUUUGUAGCUCAGGGUCAAAUUCUGGAGUCCUGGGUUCUCUCUUGAGCUUGGUUGUUUACUUGGAGACUUUUAAUGACCCAUCUAGGUUACAUCAUCAGUACUACCGGUAGAAGGGAAUAGACUUUACUCUCAUUUUAAAUGCAAUAGCUUGCCUUAUUGGUAUUGGUGAGGGGUGUUUUCUCCUUAAUAGUUCUCUGAUUAGACUUACUUCCUCCAACAUUGACAGAACUAGCUACUAAAUAUAAACUUCUAACUUAUGCUGUAUAUAAACAGAGAGUGAACCCCACUCCCUUCUAGCACUGAUAGCAUUACCUAGUCUGGGAACAAAAUGUUUGCAAGUAAACAACUAAGCUCAGAGCACCAAGGACUCCACGGUCUUUCCACAAACAGAAGUAGAGUUUCCUACCAAAGGUAAGUGUAAAAGAGGCGUGUAAGUCAGAGGCAAGAAUUAAUCCAUCUCAAACCCCAAACAACCACCUCCACAGGCAUUGGCUAGAAGACACAAUGACGACAUGCACUAUGCAUCGUUGCAUAAUUAGCGCCUUGCGUGAAAGUGUCUUGAGGUUCAUGAUCUUACAACCCCAUAGUCUCUACCAACUAUAGGUAGUCCUCAAUUUACAACUGUAAUUGAUCUUGGAAUUACAGGUGCAAACCACCCCGGUCUUUAAGUGGGUUAUAACAUCGUGGUUAUUAAGUGUACCCAUUGUACCCAGUGAGUGGGGUUUUUUUGUUGUUGUUGUUUUGCCAGAAACGAAGUAAAUGGUUUGCGGGGUUUUUUUUUAAAAAAGUAAAUCUGGAUUUCAUGACUGCAGGACACAGCAAGUGGCCAGAGAUGGAGGGUGACUCCCAAAUGCCCAAAAUGGGAUUACGUGACCUCAGGGUGGGGGCCGGUUAGAACUUCAAAUGCUUGUUAAAUAAUGAGAAUAUUUGUAGCUCAGGGUUGAAUCAUGGGAGUCCUUGGUGUUGUCUGAGAUUAGUGGUUUUCAUGGAGACAUUUCAUUACCCAACUAGGUAACAUCAUCAGUGCUAGAAGGGCUUGCUCUCCAUUUAUGUAUGAGUGAUUUUUCCUGUUGGUGUUGGGUGUUGUUUUCAUCUUGGGAACAACUUUCCUCUUUCUCCCACCAACAUAGAGAAAUACACACACUCCUUUGUAGCACUGAUGAUGUUACCUAAGUUGGUAAUGAAACGUCUGGAAGAAAACCAUCAAGCCCAGAGAGCACCAAGACCCCACAACCAGUCUUAACUCAAGGACUAACUGUAUCUGUUCCCUAAGACCACAUAUACUGUGAAAAUCCCAUCCCUACGACUCGCGUGCUGUUCCAACCACAACUCUUUCCAACCUUCUAAAAUACAGGAAAUUGGAAAAGUGCAUCUCCUUCCAUAGUCCAGUAUCUACCAAGACUGUCGAAUGGAAGGGCAUAGGGUACCAGGAGAAAGAGCAAUGUGAUUUACGUUCACGCAAGGCACAUAACCAGUGAUGGGAUUCAGCCGGUUUGGGUGAACCGGUGGUUAAAUUGCUGGCUGGCUCCUCCCCACCCCUUCCAGGAGUCCCCACAUGCCCCGUUUUGGCUCCCAGGAGGUUGCAGGGAGGCCUACUAGGUCCAAAAUGGGGUGCCGGGGAGGUGCAGUGUGCACCCCCCCCCCUCGUGGCCCAUUUUUGCUCUCAGGAGGCUGCAGGGAGGCCUACUAGGCCCAAAACGGGGCCGCUCCCCCCCCGCAGCCCAUUUUGGCUCCCAGGGGGUACAGGAUGCUGAGUGCUGCCUGUCACACCCUCUGGCCACGCCCACCCAGUGUUUGUGGCUGAAUCUCUUGGGCCUAUUUUGCCUCAUCUGGGCACUGUAGUACAGGGGUCUCCAACCUUGGUCCCUUUAAGACUUGUGGACUUCAACUCCCAGAGUUCUCUGGGAGGACUCUGGGAGUUGAAGUCCACAAAUCUUAAAGGGACCAAGAUUGGAGACCCCUGCUUUAGUACACUGUGAACCACAAACUCUUGUGAUGAUCAAGGGAUGAAUGUGAAUGUGUCCAUGUGUUUGGGAGGACAUUUUUGAAGUCUGGCAUUUGUAAGAUCAUGGUAGUUUCCCCGGGCAAGGCCAUCUAAAUAAAAUGGAGCAAAAACUUUGAGGUGUAAGUGUAAGGGUUUAAGCUAGGGGUGCGGGAACUAUGGUCCUUUUAUGACCUGUGGACUUCAAAUCCCAGAAUUCCUGAGCCCGCAUGGGAUGCUGGGAUUUGAAGUCCACAGGUCAUAAAAGGGCCAUAGUUCCCCUACCCCUGGCUUAAACGCAUUGUUUCUCAACCUUGGCAGCUUGAAGAUGCCUGGACUUCAACUCCCAGAAUUCCCCAGGAGGUUGCCAAGGUUGAUGGUCCACAAUCCCAGCAUACAGGCUGUCUUCCACUUAACAACUUUUCAUUCAGUGACCGUUUGAAAUUACAACAGCCUUGAAAAAAGUUGACUUAUAACAAUUUUUCACAUGACCGUUGCAGCAUCCCCCAUGGUCACAUGAUCAAAAUUUGGACGUUUGGCAACGCGCAUAUAUUUAUGACCGUCGCCACGUCCCAGGGUCAUGUAAAUCACCUCCUGCGAAGCAAAGUCAAUGGGGCAGCCGGAUUCACUUAACAACCGCAUUAUUGUUUUAACGGCUGCAGCGAUUCACUUAGCAACUGAGGCAAGAAAGGCGACACGGGGCAAAACUCAACAACUGCCUCGCUUAGUAUCCCAAAUUUUGGGCUCGAUUAUGGUCGUAAAUCGAGGACUACCUGGAAUUUAGGAGGAAAUAAGCACAGAGCAGUUGGAUCCCAGCUGAAUGCAGCUUGCAGAUAUCCAGAGUUAGUUAAGGGAACCAAAUACGAUUUAGAUAUUUAUAACAAGAUUCAUUUUUUUCAGUUGUGGGAAAGAGGAGGCUGCUAAGAUAAUACCAGGCAAGUUGAAACUCCCUAUGAGGUUUCAUGGAUCAAAAUGGAUCCCGAAUUUUCAGAGAAAUGGGUUACUCAGUUAUCUCUCAGUUUGGUCUGUCCUUUAAAAAUCAAGUCUUCCUAAAAGGAACUGAUCAGCCCCAAAGAUUCUUGAUUCUUGCCUCACAAUCCACAUGUUUUAGUCUCCAGUCCCCUGGUUACUCUUCUCUGCACUCUUUCUCGAGUCUCAACAUCUUUUUUUUUAAUAGUGUGAUGACCAAAACUGGAUGCAGCAUUCUAGGUGUGGUCUUACUGGUGGAAACCCGUUUCAUUUGCUCCAUCUGUUUUUAUUCCUGUUCACGUAAUUUUGAACUUUGGACUGAGAACAUUGCCAGUGGCUGAGUUUCAAAGCCAAUGUAAGAUUAAUGGUUGGCUAAUUUAUCUAUUAGUGGCUCAGGAGCUAGGACGUUGAGCUUGUCGAUGGAAAGGUCGGCAGCUCAGCGGUUCGAAUCCCUAGUGCUGCCAUGUAACGGGAUGAGCUCUCAUUACUUGUCCCAACUUCUGCCAACCUAGCAGUUUCGAAAGCACGUAAAAAUGCAAGUAGAAAAAAUAGGGACCACCUUUGGUGGGAAGGUAACGGUGUUCCGUGCGCCUUUGGCGUUGAGUCAUGCCGGUCACAUGACCACGGAGACGUCUUUGGACAGUGCUGGCUCUUCGGCUUUGAAACAGAGAUGAGCAGCGCCCCCUAGAGUUGGCAACGACUAGCACGUAUGUGCAAGGGGAACCUUUACCUUUAAUUUAUCAAUGUGCUCAAGGUGAUCUAUUUAUAUGGAUGUCCUUUACCUGCUCCAAAGCACUUACUUCAGAAUUGACUCUGAAGCGUUGCGCAGACCUAUUGCUGAUGAUUUUUUGUAUUGUUGUGGACAGGCGUUUUGGGAAUCCCUCGUUCUAUCACCUGUGCUGUGGGAAUGAGGUCAGCCUAAAGCUAUUUCAGAUAAGGCGGGUGUGGCCUUCUACAGGAGCUGUGUGGAAAUAACCUGGUUUUGAACCGGUUCUGGCAGGCAGAUGUUUUGAUUAGUCAGCCCUGCAAAGAUGCACAUACAGGUAAAAUAAGAGUCCCACAGAUCUGACUGCGUUCAGGUGUUGUAUUCUUAUUAGCCUGGCGACAAAUUAUUCUAGUUCAUGCAACAUCUUCCUGGUCUUAAUGCAACCAUAGAGAUGAAUUCUGGAAACUUUUGGUGCCAUUUAAGCUGCUGUUUCUUAAAAUAUUGGAAGCGCAGGCAACCUUAUUGGUUAAAUGCAUGUGAAGUCACUGUAACAAAAAAUUUGUUUUCCAGGUAGCUGAUGUGAACGCCUUAUGCUUUAUUUUAACCCCACCUUAAAACUACUCUAUGUAAUAAUAAUAACAACAACAGAGUUGGAAGGGAUCUUGGAGGCCUUCUAGUCCAACCCCCUGCCCAGGCAGAAAACCCUACACCAUCUCAGACAGAUGGUUAUCCAAGAUUUUCUUAAAAAUUUCCAGUGUUGGAGCAUUGACAAUUUCUGCAGGCAAGUCGUUCCACUUAUUAAUUGUUCUAACUGUCAGGAAAUUUCUCCUUAGUUCUAAGUUGCUUCUCUCCUUGAUCAGUUUCCACCCAUUGCUUCUUGUUCUACCCUCAGGUGCUUUGGAGAAUAGCUUGACUCCUUCUUCUUUGUGGCAGCCCCUGAGAUAUUGGAACACUGCUAUCAUGUCUCCCCUAGUCCUUCUUUUUAUUAAACUAGACAUACCCAGUUCCUGCAACCGUUCUUCAUAUGUUUUAGCCUCCAGUCCCCUAAUCAUCUUUGUUGCUCUUCUCUGCACUCUUUCUAGAGUCUCAGCAUCUUUUUUAUGUUUAAUGCGGGAAAUUUAACACACACUCCCACUUAAAAGUAUCCCUGAAUUAAACAGAUUCUGAAUCCUUUCUAUUUUGGCCCUUAUUCUCAAUGGAGCACCAAAUCUGUGUGUCAGGUUUGCAUUAGCAGGAGACCCAGUAUCCAAAUGCAGUUUGUACUUUAAACUGUGCCUAGUUUUAACUCUAUUGUUGCACACAAUUUUGAAAUGGUGGUUACGACGACUUACAAGGCAUUCUUUCUCAAUGGGUGAAAAUAUGCAGGAAAACUCACUGAGUGGUGAGUUUACUAUUUCCAAAGCCGGUGUGGAAAAAUGCAAGCUAUGCAGCAAACUUUGGCAGAUUCAUUUCUGCUGUUUUACAUUUGCAUCUGUAGCAUCUGUAGCACAGGUACAGUUAGUCCUUGACUUAACAACCAUUCGUUUAGUGAACAUUCAAAGUUACUGGAGAAAAGCGGCAUGACCAGUUUUCAUACUUAUGACUACGGUAACAUCCCCAUGGUCAUGUGAUCAAAACUGGGAUGCUUGGCAACUGGUUCAUAUUUAUGACCAUUGGAGUGCCCGGGUGUCAUGUGAUCAUCUUUUGUGACUUGACCAGCAAAUCGAUGGGGAAGCCAGAUUCACUUAACAACCAUCUUACUCACUUCAACAACUGCCGUGAUUCACUUAGCAACUGUGGCAAGAAAGGUCGUAAAAAAAUGCAAAAUUCACUUCACUGUCUCGCUUAGCAACAGAAAUGUUGGGCUCAGUUGUUAGUCGAGGACUAACUGGACAGCAAUACUAACUUAGAGGGAGCUGUAAUAAUUUACAGAAAGGGUUUAGCGCAGGGGUCUGCAAACUUGGCUCUUUUAAGACUUGUGGACUUCAGCUCCCAGAGUUCCUCAGCCAGCAAAGCUGUCAUAAUUAACAGCUUUGCUGGCUGAGGAACUCUGGGAGUUGAAGUCCACAAGUCUUAAAAAGAGCCAAGUUUGCAGACCCGUGGUUUAGUGCAAUGUUUCCCAAUUUUAGCCACAUUAAAAUGCGUCAACUUCAACUCCCAGUAUUCCCCAGCCAGUGUAGCUACCUGAGGAAUUCUGGGAGUUGAAGUCCACAUAUGGAUUUGUUGGAGCAAUAUAGGUUUACUGGAAGGAAUGUAUAUCUGGAGAUAAAUUUCUAAAUCUAAUGCGGUAGCAAGUUUCACGUUGAUUUCAUUCUAAAAGACAAUAUUGCUUUCAGUCUUUGCUAAGCCUCUCCUAAACCUGCUUAACCUUAAUAAUUCCAUUCUAUUGUUGUGAUUUCCUUUUGCAGACUAAAUCUGUGUUUCACCUGCCCCUCCUGAUCUCAAAUGCCAAAUUUCUUACUAGGACUAUUUCUGAAAGCGGCAGUGUGUUUACCUAGUAUAUAUUUUAACUAUUUUUGUAUAGUAUAUAAACUAAAACAGGUGUUUUGUACAUUGUGCUUUUUUCUGUUGUUGUUUGGAGGCAGGACAAUUGAACGAUGUUAAGGGUUUUUUGCCUUAGUUUUAUUUUGGCCACCUGACCUCAGGAUGUUGCUCCCUGGCGUUUGAAGGACAACCACCGUUCACUUUGCAAAAGAUCUACUAGCUGCACGUGCUGUGAAAAUGCUAUGAAAACUACACAUCAACAACAAUAUUGCUGUCACUGUACUUAAUAAAAAGGAAAAGAGUU